This is a messenger RNA of Rhipicephalus sanguineus (brown dog tick), 1109 nucleotides long. Its product is annotated as solute carrier family 13 member 4-like. Gene Ontology annotation, molecular function: transmembrane transporter activity. Gene Ontology annotation, cellular component: membrane. The transcript is spliced from 8 exons. The coding region runs from base 191 to 1090 and encodes 299 amino acids. The record is from RefSeq and is a predicted model, not a curated record. Gene Ontology annotation, biological process: monoatomic anion transmembrane transport. Lineage: Eukaryota; Metazoa; Arthropoda; Arachnida; Ixodida; Ixodidae.
AAAAGAACUCAGAGCGGCGGUGCUGUUGGCAUUGACGUACGGAGCCAGUUUCGGAGCGGCUGCCGCGUACGGGGCUUCAAAUGCUAACGUAUACUUCAAAAAAUAUAUAGAACUGAACGUCGAACUGCCCAGCGCCAGCCUGAACCUGCACACGUGGCUUCUCGUGCACGUACCUUUCUGCUUGGCACUCAUGAUCAUCGCCGCCAGAAUCAUUUAUUACGUGCACACUUGGAACUACGACAUUAUCGAGACUGCCACCGCUCCGAAGAGCGACGUCGUUAUUCGGGAUCGACUGCACAUCAUGGGACAGGUCAGCUACGGCGAGUACAUCGCCGCCUUCCUGGUCGGCACAGCCAUGGUUCUGCUCAUUUUUCGGGAGCCGACAUUCAUGGAAAAUGGAUGGGGAACUUUCUUCGGCAUCGAAAGGGAGGUGACGGACGCAUCGGUUGGCAUCAUCGUGGGCAUGCUGGCCUUUCUGUUCCCCGCGGACAUCCUUCCCGAGGCACACCAGACGCAGAUAAUCGAGUGGGCCGAUAUGCUGAAACGCCUUCCGUGGGGUGUCAUCUUCAUCCUGGGCAGCUCCUCCACGAUCACCACGGCCAUAGAGAAUAACGGCGUGUACAAGAUGCUCGAGGAGAGGCUGCUCAACCUGGCCCUUCCGCCUUUCUACCACCAGUACAUCUCGGUUCUCGUAAUGGGCUGCUUCGGCGAGUUGACCACGUUCAAGAGUCGGCUGCGCUACUUCACCGGGAUCGGAUACAGGAUAUCUCGCAAGCUGAAUCGAGACCCGCUCUUCUUCCUACUUCCGGUGAGCGUGGUGUGCCAGCUGAGCCUGAUCCUUCCUUCGGCGAGCCCCAACAACGCCAUGGCCUUUGAGUUGGGCAGCAUGACUUCGCUUCAAAUGAUUGUACCCGGCUUCAUCACCAAGGCCCUGACGAUCAUGCUCUACAUGACGCUGAUAAACUUCACCGUGUCCCCGACUGAACUGUCUGAAGGGCACGCAAUCGUGAACUACACAAGCAACUUGGUGUCAGGCGAUCAAGAUUCAGCCAGCGUGGCCAUUGAUGUUGCGCAGGUUGCCUUCGAGUGACUACUUCGUCUAUCCUGAA